CUUGAGACAACCAAGACGCUGGAAGAAACGGAGUAAGUCUUCAUAUUUGAUCAUUUAUAUAGAAAUUUACUGUUUAUAUCAGCAAUGUGAUAUGCAAUAUUAAAUGGAUUAUUUACAAGAACUCACAAUAGACCUGAGUUAACGUUUGUUGUAUUUGUUGUGUAACGUUUGUUAUACAGUAUAUAAGUUAAUCGCUAAAACAUUUUCAACGUUUCGACUUUAUUAUCUUCAGUCAUCAAAGUAAACUAAAGGUGGCUCCCUACAGUUCUCUACAAUUCUAGGUAUUUUGAGUAACGUUCGCUUUCAACCGAAUUUAUAUUAAAUACACGGCUUAAGACAGGGCAAUAUGAUCAUUUCCAGAAAAGUUCAGAAGCUGUGUGCUGUCCAUUUAUGAACAAAGUAAAACAGUGUUCGUGUUGCCAUGGCAACCAUGACGUUUAAUCUUUUGCACUUUUAUUGUCUAAUUUCACAAUAAAUUGACAAUAUCUAUAUUUUCCUUCUGUGAAUUUUUCUGGAAAUUUUUUUGAAGAUUUAUGGUCCAUAAAGGAAAAACAUAUCAAAAUUUGAAGGGAGGUUUACAAAUAAGUUUUCGAGAUAUUCGUUACGGUUACAAAAAAAGUUAUUUGUAGAAUUUCUUAAAAUUUGGGUAUGUUGUACCACUCGUCUUGUAUAACAAAAAUACAAAGUUUAAAAAAAUUUCCGGCGAAGAAAACACGAGAAAAUCAUCGCUAAAAUCGGCGCGGCCAGCAUGAAAAAAAAUCGACUCAACAUUAGCACGAUCUGCGCAUGCGUGUAAAUUGUAGCGUGUGAUUUAUAGUGAUUUCAACUUUUUGGCUUACAAUACAUACGAAAACAGAUAUUAUUGACUUGUUUGACAUGAAAAUAAAAUAUUAAUCUUGAAAAUACUAAUAAUAAAAACACUAUUACGCAUUGUAUUAAAUCCAGUGUUUCUUUACAUUUGUUUUUGUUGUUAAUAUCGCUGUGAAAACUUUUCAAAACAUCGAACUACAAGUUUAUUAACUUUUCAUAUAAAACAACUCAUAACUGUUUUAUUUGAUUUAGCAGAUAAAACGAUACCUGUGAAUUGAAUUGAUUGACAGGACUUACAUAAGUUUCGGCGACAGUUCACUACUGUUCAAGAGUUAAUAGAAGACAGUAUCAUUUCAGUGUGACAGUUCGUAACAUUACGAAAGACAAUGCUGAACGUAAAUACGUAAAAACACACUAAAAGAUAGGUUAAACUAGAUAAUAACAUACGUACUGUUCGAAUUCAGAAAAAAUUAGGAUUAUAAUGAAAAACUGGCAUGCAUACCUAAUUUUAAGAAUUUUUUAUCACUGCACAUUUUUGUGCAAAGUUUAGCCGAGCAGAAGCACGCCCUGAAAAUUUCUGAACACACCCUUAUAAAAUGUGUAACAACAAAGCAGGCUACAAUUCAUAUUCAAAAAUGCCAAAACGAACAUACACUGCACAGCAAUCAGGGAAAUUUUGGGGCCGAGGACAAACUUUGACUUGGGGGCUCUCGUGAUUCCAUGUUCUAACACUAUGAUUAAAGGGGUCCUGGUGCAUCCCUCUGUUGAAAUCUGAGGUCCCAGAAAUGGCCAUAUCCUGCAUUCUGGAAGUCUAGUUGACAGUUAUAUCUAUGCGGUAUAUUUCACUGCAAUUCUUUGUUUGGGCCCCCCUUUAACUCGGGUCCCAGGGCAAAUUGCAACCCUCUGGGCGGCCUUGACAGCACCUGCAGUUACGACUAUCUAUGACAGCUUAGUUUCAUAAUAACAUGACUGAAGAAAUUAAAUAUUUUCCUCUUGGCAAAUGAAAGGCGGCUUACGCGGGCUUUGGCGUGACAAAUCUCUAGAGGAGUUCCAGGGACAUCCACCCACAGACAAUUUUGUAAUCUAGGUACUAUAAAAGGGCAUCUCCUGCAAUGCGUGGGGACAUUCUAUAGAAUUAUGAAAAUUAUACAGUAAUUACAAAAUCUUAAGUAUCAUUCACUCCAUCUUCCAAACCCAUAAAGAGAUCUUUCGUGAGAGACUUUGUUCAUCUGAUGAACCAUAAGUAUGUUAUUAGUGCGGACGUUUAAUUUGGCAGUCAUCAUUUCAAUUCCAAUUAAAUCAUUCUCAUUCAAAAUGUUUCGCCGGAUUAGUUCAGAUUAGUUUUUCUGCUCAUUGACAUUGUCUCAUUUUCUUGUGUUAAUUAACAACUUAUCAAAGCAAAUUUUAUCACUGCACAUUUUACAUUUUAUCACUGCACAUUUUACUUUUAUCACUGCACAAAUUAGUUAUCACUGCACACACUUUGUAGAUAAAAACGAAAAAAAAAAAUUAAAAAUAUAUAUAUAUAUAUAUAUAUAUAUAUAUAUAGAAAGACACAAAAACUUAGCAAGCUUUGUUUGACAUAUUUUAUUACUAUACAGUUUCGUACCACGUAAAACAAGAUAAAAACUAUAUAUAUAUAUAUAUAUAUAUAUAUAUAUAUAUAUAUAUAUAUAUAUAUAUAUAUAUAUAUAUAUAUAUAUACAGCUGAUUCAAUUAAGGUUGUCCUUCCAAAACCUUAAACCUUAAACUCUGAGCGCGCAAGGGAUGAUGGAUUUUCACCUAUUAAACCCUUAAACUCAGAAACUUGCCUUUGCAGGAAGUAUGUUUGCUGUUAUGAGUCUUAUAUAUGCCUCAGGUUUUCUCAGGUAUUCUUGCAAAGCCAAAUUUCAAAAUUUAUGAGUUUAAGUAAGCAAUAACCCAUCAUCCCUUGCGCGCUCAGAGUUUAAGGUUUAUGCUUUUGGAAGGACAACCUUAAUUGAACAAGACGCUCUAUAUACGGAGCGUUAACUCGCUGGGGCUAUACUGAACAACGCACAUUAGUGUACAAUGUACAUGAUACAUAAAGUACACAGCUACUUCAAGAUUUAAGGUUUUCCCCGAGGGAAGCGGAAAAGUCGAACACGAGCGUGAAAGGCUUAAUUUGAAAAAGUCUUUUUAUUAGAUCAAAAGAUAAAAAUACAUAUCUUAUGUUACAAGUAAAUAUUAAGAAUACAUUAGUAAAGUUUACAUCAUAUGAAUAGGUUAUAUAGUUAAAAAUUAAUCUAUUUGCAAACGACAAUUUAAAACGUUCCGUGUUCACUCUUGGAUACUGACUAAACUCUGUCCUCAAAGAGUAGCUUGUGGAUUUUUUUCUUGGUAUCAAGUCGACUAUGGCAGUCUUCUGAUUUACAGAAGCUUUAAAAAUAUUUCUGUCUUGUAUUUCUAAAAGAUAUCUAAUAUUUACAGGUUCUGAUCAAUAUAGCCUACUUUCGCUUAAAACAUCUGUCAAAAAAACCGUUGUAGAGUACUGAGUUCGGCUGGAGAAGAACCGUAGACGGACAGGCCAAACGUUAUAGUAGAUAUUACUAGGGUCUUAAAUAGAUAAUCUAUCUCACAUUGGCUAUAGCCUUCUGCCCUGAGUGUUCGUAUAACGUACAAGCAUUUGUUUGCUUUGAGCAAUUUACCUCGCACAUGACUGGUGAACUUGAGAUUGUCUUGAAAAGUAGUACCUAAAAUGGGAAGUUCUUUGCAUUGGGGUAUAUUAUAAACAUUGUCGAGUUGAUCAUUAUAUCCCUUCUUCCGGAUGAUAAGCUCUUUACAUUUACCAGGGUUACAAGUCAUAAAAUUAUCGUCAAACCAGCUCAGGAAUUGUCCAACUGUAUCUGUUGAUGUAUCAGGACCGUCACUCCAAACUGGCACUAUUAUAUUUGAAUCGUCCGCAUAUUUAAAAAGAGCGUUCACGCCGUCUAUGUCCACCUCUAAAUCAUUUAGGAAAAUAUUAAAAAGGUAGGGGCCACUUACGCUCCCCUGUGUUGUACCCUUAUUAACAUCCAUCCAUUCUCCACAAAAGUCGUUACAAACGACUCUUUGCUUUCUAUUCUUUAGAAAAUUUAAAUACCAAUUUAUGAUAUAAGGGUUGAGUGGCGCAUUUUUUAACUUUUCCGAGAGGAGUGAAUGUUUCACGGAGUCGAAAGCCUUGUUAAAAUUCAUAGAAAACAGUCUAACUGCUUUGCAGUCCGCUCUAUCUAAGAAGCUGAGUACUUUGUUCUGAAUAGUCAACAGAGCGUUUGUACAACUUCCCCCCUGCCUGUACGCAAAUUGCGUUGGGGAUAAAAUUUCCUCAACUGUCGACUUGACCUGACUAUUAUAAACGAGCUUUUCGAAGGUCCUCGCAAUUACAGGUGUAAUAUUUAUUCCACGAAAGUCACCAUCUUCCUUUGGUAAAUCAACCUUUGCAAGAGGGUUAAUAUUCGCUCUUUUCCAUGAAUCUGGCCAAGUAUGUGAUGAGAGGGACAAAUUCCAGAUGUUAGUUAUAACUUCAGUUAGAAUUUCAACAUGAUCAUUCCAAACCCAAUAGGGAAUAUAAUCGGGACCUGUUGCUGUCCUCUUUAUUCUUUUCAAGGCAUUCCAUACCUGCUGUUCCGUAAAGCUAGGAAUAUCUACUUCAUCACCAAUAAUUGAGAGCGUCGGUUCGACAUAACUAUCAUCGUGGCAGAGUUCGCCAAAGUAGCGAUUUGAUCUUGUAAGUGAUGCAUUAUCUAAAGUAACUCUUGAUGACGAUGCAUUUCGCUGAGAAAUAUCAUUCGUCUUUCUCCACCAAGUUCUACUUCCCAUCAAGGCCCUAAAAUGUAUUCUGUUUAGACAAAUGACAUCAGAAAUCCUUUUGUUAAUUAAACUGAGUCUAUCCUUUUGCGACCAAGCAAUUCUGGAUUUAGAUUUUAGCAAAGAUUUAAUUAAAGGACUAAUCCAGUAAGGGUCACGUGACGAAAUUGAGACUGUUUUGUGGGCAUACAUUUAUUCAUAUGAUCCAUGAUCUUACGUUCAAGACAACUAACAGCGUCAUUUACAUUCGUGGACUCCGAUACAUCCUCCCAAUCUUCUUCUGCUAAAGCUUUGUGGAAAUCUUCCUUUCGAUGCUUUCUAAGCUUUUCUACAAUCCCGAUUAAUAAAAUGCGGUAGGCCCUACAAGUAAAGUUAUAUAGAACGCUACAUUCUUCUUCAAAACUGUCAGCCGCCAGUUGGUCUAGGAUUAUUAAACUGCGCUUUAAAACGUUCAGAAUAAAAUAUUUGGGGGCUUUUUGGCUCAAAAUACUAUCAAAAUGAAGCGAGAAGUGAGACGAAUCCACUGGUAUACGGCCGAAAACAGAAAACCAAUGAUACCAAAGUUAUCAAGGAUCAAACGUACUGCAUUUUUUUAUAAUUAGUUUAAUGAAUUAUUAAUUUUGAGCGCCGAUUGUCAAUACAAUUUCGCUUGGCUUUCAAAGACAAAGGCCAUAAAUCGCUAGAACACUGUUGUUUAGUAAUACAUUUGACAUCCGUAUAAUUAGUACAAUUUCUAACGCUGAAUCGAACGGUGGUAUUUUUAUCCUUAUUGCGCCAUUAGGCAUUACAAAUACACUAUGAAACGUACUGCAAGUGAUUUGUCAAUACGUAUACGUACUGUACUGUGAGCGAUUUUCAACAAAUACAAUUUCGCUUGAUUUUCAAUUCAAAGGCCAUAAAUCGCUAGAAUACUGGUGCUUAGCAACACAUUUGCCAUCCGUAAGUAAUAUUUCUUACGCUGAAUCGAACGGUGGUAUUUUUAUCCUUAUUGCGCCAUAGGCACAUGCAGAAUAAGGCACACAGAAGGGCCCCCUGGCCGCCAUCUUCCUAGCCAGUCGAUUACAUUUUCUGGCCAAUAAACGCGCUGUAUUGGCUGGCCGCCAUCUUCCUGGCCAGUCAAUUGCAUAUUUUUGCAUGGAAAUUGCUAGAUAGUAUACUUCAAAAUAAGGUUUCCGUUUUUAUAUCAUUUUUUAAAUAAGUUAGGGUUAGGUUAGGGUUAUGGUUAGGUUAGGGUUGGGGUUAGGGUUAAGUUUAAUGUUAGGGUUAGAGUUUAGUUUUGCGUUAGGAUGGUUUUUUCUACGUUAUAAAAACGGAAAUCUUAUUUUGAAGUAUACUAUCUAGCAAUUACCAUUUUUGCAUAGAAAAAUGGUGACACGUUGCACCGCUGAGUGGAGUUCUGGUACUGAUCUUUAUUCUGUGCCAUAGGCAUUACAAACACAAGGACGUACAAACCUGUGGACAAACGUAGUGCGAGUGAUUUGUGGUCAAGAAUUCGUACUGCGAGCGAUUUGUGAACAACACAAUUUCGCUUCAUUUUCAAAGGCCAUAAAUCUCUAGAAUACUGGUGUUUAGUAAUACACUUGUAAGUACAAUUAAUUUCUUACGCUGAAUAGAACGGUGUCGCUUUCUUCUCAAAAUAUACACUUCUAUAAAAUAUAACAGCUGCCUCCUCCACAGGCGUCUCUUGGUCUCUUACAGGAGUUACAGCGCGAACGCGAAAGGAAAGUAGAUGAAAAGCAGAUGGAAAAGCGGCGAGAGAAUGUGGCUCGCCAGAAAAAGGCGGCGCGAGAAAAAAAGCGGCGCGAAGUGCGGCGCGCGAGGGAGAGCGGGAAGGGGAAAGUAAGUAAAAAGUAAGUAAGUAAGUAAGUAAAAACUUUAUUUGUCUACGCUAACCCCUACAGCAAGAGCUGAUUUCCAAGAGGGGCGUAGGUUUAAAAAUACAAACGUUACACUCAAUUAGGAUAAAUAUAUAUAUACAAGACUAACACAUUACAAUACAAUUAUACAAUUAUAAUUACUCUACUAUGGUCAAAUAAAUAAAAUUUCAUAAACUCAUUAUCUAACUGGCCAGGUGCCGCACACCCAAGUUAAAUUGACUAAGAGAACAUUUAUUUCUUAGUCUAUCUGGGAGGCCAUUCCACAAUUUUGCUCCUCUAUAACUAAGACCUUUUUUAAGAUAUUCGGUCUUAGGUUUGGGCAGAUAGAGAUUUGUGGCAUAACCUCGUAAGUUAUAGAAAUUUGUGGCAUACUGACCUCGUAACUUAAAGAAAGAAGGAGGAGACGCCUGCGAGAUUUGUUGUCGACUUCUUGGCAAUCUUUAAGAUUUCUUGUCAAUGGUUCCAAUGUAGUUUUCAGACUUAAUAUUUCCGCCCUCCCUCGCGCGCCACCUUUUUUUCUCGCGCACCGCCAUUUUUCUCGCGCGCCGCCUUUUCCUCUCGAUCGCGAAAAAUUAAUAAUGAAAACGAAAGUAUAUUAAAGAGACGUCUGGGUACGAGGCAGAUAUAACAGUCGAAGGUUGCUGUUUCCAUGUCGAAAUUCCUUGUAAAAUUUUUCAAUUUUCCCGAAUUUUCCUCAAAAUGCAUGGUUAUUUAUGGAUAAUUUGGGUAAAAUUGGCAGGAGUAGGUUUGUGUAUACGAAACGCAAAGAGUGCUCAAUUAAUAUCAUAAAGAUAGAGCAAAUGUAGAAUUUCGCUUACCUCAAAAUUCCGCAACAGUCUGUUUCAUCAGUAAAGAAUCAUCAGGCGGAUACCACCCUCGACUUUUUACCCUCGACUUUUUACCCUCACCCUCGACUUUUUACCCUCACCCUCGACUUUUUACCCUCGCCCUCGACUUUUUACCCUCGCCCUCGACAUUUUACCCUCGACACUCGACCAAUAGAUAAACUCGUUUUCCAACGGCAAUGAUGUCACAUGCUGUGACUUACCAGAUCACGGCCAUGAUGAAGAAUGUGCAUGAAACGUUGGGUCGUGAAUACAUUUUGGUCGGGGAUUGCCUCCCUCCCCAAAUACUAUAGAAUCGAGAUGUAUUAAAUGUGUUUUUUUACGUUUGUAGAUAAUGGGAGCAGAAUCCAGCAAAUCCGGCGAAUGUCAUCACAAUGAAGGUUUGUUUAAGUCAGUUCUGAUAGCAGUUAAUUAGCACCUAGGGCUGGUUAUAUAAAACUCUUAACUAUCAUAUAACUACCCGUUUAAUAAUAAUGAACUUUAUUUUAACAAGAAUUACAUGCAUGAUGAACUAAUUAAGUUUUUCAUCUUCCCAAAAGCACAGUUAACUACAUGAUUAGUUAACUAUCCGUCUAACUACACUUUGUGCAACGCAGUUAAGUCAUGUAGUCAACUAACUACAGUUAAGGAUUUAACUGCCGUAUAAUAGUUAACGCUAACUGCAUGCAUGCAGUUAAUUUUAACUACGUUUUUAUACAACCGGCCCCUAUACGCUCCAAGCACUGUGUGACUUGCCUGCUGUUUGCAAUGUUGUUGAGAAAAUCUAAAAAAAUACGGCUCAGGAAAUCUAAAUAUAUUCCUGCAAUGAAAACAACUUACUUGCAUUAUGAGAAGUGAAGUACUAGAUUUGGGUGUUAUACUGGGUAAGGAUAUUUUGGUCCGUAAGCUUCAGUUUUGUAAAAUCUGUGUUUUCAAAUGUUUCUCAAUAGUUCCUUUUGUUCCUGUCGAGGACGUUGCCAUUGGUGAUGGAGAUAUUCGUCGAUUGUGGUCUUACAAUAGUACAUCUGGGGGUAAAUACGUAUAUAUGACAAAUGACACAGUGACUGCGCCUGGAGGUAAAGAGUUAUCAAUUUAACAAUAUUCUAUUUCACAUACCAAUGACCCUACAUUGCUUUCUUCUCUCCAAUAAAUUAUCGUUUCCUUGAGGGUCUUUGCAUGAUCAGCGAAUGUGUCUUAAAUCUGGUUCGAGCACUCCAACUGCCAACUGCGUAUAUAAAUGAGUGAACAAGUUACAUGACGACUCACCUGUAAGUUUUCUUAAUGAUCCUCUGAUAAUGAUCAGUUUUUUCAUCUGCAGGUAGUCAAGCGUAUGUCGUGGCGGCAACUGGUGAAGCUGAAGGAACAACUAUGCGUAAGACAAUUUAUAAAAUAACAUGUAUAUAACGCGUGCUCUGAUUGGUCGAAACCCGUGUUUGGAUCAGGCCAUCCAAACACGGAAGACUACCGCGUUGUAGUUAUUUUAUAAAACAAUUACUUUAUGGUUUCCGUGUUUGGAUGGCCUGAUCCAAACACUUGGGAAUGUUGCUCGAGUUUAGAAAAGCGCGCAAAAUCACUCGCCUUCGGCUCGUGUUUCGCUCGCUUUUCUUAACUCUCGCAACAUUCCCGCGUGUUUGGAUCAGGCCAUCCAAACACGGAAACCAUAAAGUAAUUGUAUAAUACUGCAUGUAUAAUUAUGCAUGUUCAAUACUUGCUUUUUUUUUCGAAAACCAUCGUACAAACAUUGGUGAUUUGAAGAGGAAAUUUUCUUUUAUCCGCCAGCCACGCAGGCCAACCAUACGUAAUUAGCAUAAUUUCGAAAUUGUACGACAAAAUUGCUUCUUAAUGCAUCGUUCUUCUUAUCACGGAGUUCCGAAAGCUUUCCUCCAUUGUGAAACAUUUAUUCUAAUCUGUCUCUUUCGGUGUCUGUAUAGUAGCCUAAGAAACAGCUAAAAUUUAUACAAUGUCUUGUCCUGUCCGAAUACUGUAAAGUCUUUUAUUUCCUCCAUUUAACUGAAGAGUUACAAAAAUAAUAAUAAAUAAUUAUGUAUAUAAAAAAAAAUAUAAAUGAAAAUGUCAUCAAAGUAAUUUACAUAUCAGUGUUACAAUCACGACUAUAUAGUCAGUGAAAACUUCUCUCAUGCAGUUUUCAAUUACGAAUAUACUCACAUCGAAGCCAAAAGUCAAUAUUCAGACUGUCUAUAAUUGUGGCCAUGUUCGUCGGCAUACCACCAGUAAUUAACUGAACAAAUUGGUCAUUAUCCAAGAAAUUAAAAAGUACCAUAUUAUGUCGUCGGAUAAGUUAUCAGUGCUCCACGCCCACCAAUAUUAGAGAGUUUAAGCUUCGCGUUAUACGUCAAACCAUAGACAAUCCAGAAGACAAUCAAGAUGUCUUCUGGAUUGUCUAUGGUCAAACGGCAAACGCCAGGCAAAGAAAAAUUUUAUGGUAUCAGGCAAUAAAGAAUAAGUGAACUUGCUGUUUUAAAACUGAAAUACUUAAUUAUUCUUUCGACGCAAGGAAGAAAAUAUGAAACGAAAACGUUCAACGAAAAUUUUGCCAAGAAAAUUCGAACCUGCCGUUUGCCGUUCCCGGAAACGUGAAGCUUAAACUCCGUAUUCUCUCUGAGUUGCAGUGUUUAUACAAUUAUAUAACAGCAUGCAUGAUGCAUGCAGGAUUAAUCACAAACCUUUUACAAAUGGAACAAUAGAGCGAAUGCGAACAUUAUAGUUAUCAGUUCUGUUACCAUCGAUUUUAAGAGAUCCACAGAGCCGCGGACGAAUCACAUGGACAACGAUUUUAGAAUUCAUUGGAGCAAAAUCCCAGAUUUCAUACCAAAAAUUAAUGUCUAAAUGUUCAUGUGCUUGCAUAUAGAGCUUUAAAACCGGUUUUUCAUUAGGUUUUUCAGACCAAGCCAACUCUUCUUUCCCUUGUACAACUUCAUUAACAAUCCUCUUCCAGUGCUUUUUCGAUGGAAACCUUUCAGACGUUACAAAGGCCGUCAAAAAAUUCAUAAGCCCAUAUACUCUUCCAAAAUUCUAAUAAGAUCGGGAUUAAAUCCAUCUACAGCAUCAUUUCUCCACUUCCAUUUUAUCAAUGGACGUGCAAAUAAUUUUGUGAAGGUUUGUGUUGAGCUACUUGAUAAAACGAUCCAAAAAAUGCAGCUUUCUCCUACUCAUUUCUGUUUCUAAGUUACAAAGACACAUUAGACCUCCAACUCCUGCUGAUUCUGAAAUGCCCGGAAGUAGCGAUUGUGCAAUACGCAAAAUAAAUUUUGAAUUUUCUCAUUAAGGCCCGUUUCAUACGCCGUACUUCACAUGUGCCGAAUACAUUAAAGACAAUAGAUAAUGAGCUGAAAUACCUCAUUAUCUAUUGUUUGUAAUGUAUUCGCCACAUGUGAAGUACGGCGUAUGAAACGGGCCUAAGUUUAGCUAGAAAACUGUUUGAAAAUUAAGUACCACAAUUCACAACUAUAACUUAGUUGCUAUCUUUGGGUUCAGGUUUCCGACACCCCAUAGUUACAAUCAUAUCAAUGGCUGCAUAACCUUUCUUCAACACGCGAGAUCAAUUGUCGAGUAAAUUAGUUGUUGGCGUUCCAUAUGAUACCCAAAUUUUUCCACGUUGGUACUUCUUUAAUAGGCAGACUACCUAGAACCCAUUUUCUUAACGGUCAUUCUUUCUAUCAGGAUUCCGAAAGCUUUUCCCCCAUUGUGAAACAUUGGGUCGUCUCUUCCGCUUUCUGUACAUGGUGAAACAGCCAACAUUUAUACACUAUAUUGUCCAGAGAGCUUACGCUAAAACAUCUGGUUAACAUUUUUUACCAUACUGCAGCAUCUGAGUCUCAUAGCCUGUGUCACAGACCUUACAAUUAGUUAGUCCACGGUGAGGAAAGUUUCUAAAAAAAUUAGAUUAAUACAAUUUCCACUGCAUUCUGGCACUAUAUUCACUGGUCGGAAUUCUGUGUCAAAAUGAAAGGAUAUCGGCAGUCUUGUCGCUGUCGUCUUGAAGCAUGUUAGCACGUGGAACAUUAGUGUGACGUAAUCGAUCAAGGUGCCCAGGAACAAAAUAAGAACAACGAAGAAAGUGCCUGAAACUAGGCUGGAAGUCGACAAACUCGAGUCGAGGUACCAACUUUGCCGACAUAUCCGUGACAUAUUACUGAAUUUCACAUUAUUUCAUUGACCAGGUGUCUCUCUUGCCUUCAUUCAAAGUUGGCCCCACAGAAACCAGAGAUUGUAACUUAGAGUGUUUUGCGAGAAUAACGAACUAUUCUGCAUGCAUGACCUUCAUGUUUUUAUUUUUAGCUUUAACAGACAUCAGGUUUGAUCAAACACAACCAAUUCCGCUAAUGUUUGAACUAAAGUUUAAAAAGGACAACGCUUGGUACGCUGUUCACGCAUCACAUACCGAUGUAACAGCAUCUCAGGUUAGUGAGAUAUAUGUAGCUGUAUAAAAGUGAUUCUGACAUCGUUUGGUCAUUAUUUUAGACAAUAUUUUAUGCCAUCUUAAAAUAUAGUAUACAUGUUGAGUAUUGCCCAAAAUAACUCCACCUAUUCGUAACGACCAGGAAUGAUUGGUGUGAUGUUUUACUCACUCGGGCUGAUGAAAAGGCAGUUCAUUUUAGUAAACUAAUUACGAAAGUUAGAGUUAGCUAUAAUUUUAAAAUUCAGUCGAUACAACCGGACCGAGGAUGUAACGACCAAUCAUUUACUUGCCUCAGGCUGAGUUGGCAAGUGUUUAAAACUUGUUUAAUUGAGCCGUUCGUUAAUUCAGUUGCUGUCUUUAAAAUCUUACAAUAACAUCCAGUCAUGCCUGAACUUUCAUCCGAGUCAAACCAGAUAUAAUUAUGAUAUAAUGAGCCUAGAGCAGUAGAGAAUAGACCAUCAUUUUUUUAAGUUUUGAUUUUUUUGAAAGAUGACCGACGGUACAUCGUUUGAAGUGAUGGCAUUACGUUCACCCAAUCAACCAUUUGUUGUACUUCGAUCAAAUAAAAAGUUAGGCAAGGAUGACCUGUUCCUGAGCAGUGAUGGAGCGGGGAAAAUGAAACUGAAAGUUUCGAAUCAACGAAUCAGACGCCGUGCACCAGAAGUCGACCCUGCCUUGUUAUUUCGAGUGGUCAGGCCGUAAACAAAAUCUGAAAUUGGCAAUAUAUACACUCGGGCGGUCAAAAAGACUCAAAAGUAUUAGAUGAAAUUAUAACAAGAAUCAGUAAAUUUAACAUCAAUUGUGCAAACGUUUUCUGGUUAUAAACAGAGAAAGUUUACACAAUUAAUUAUGAAUCCUGGCCGGUUUCGCCUCCAAUAUUUUUAAAUUUAAAAUCAUUCAAACGUAUCAAUAAGAUGAAAAUAUAUUAGAUUGUUUAAUAUUUUGUAGCCCAUCCUUUAAUUUGUUGUAACGAUGUUUAUAUAUAGCUCAAUAUAGCAUAGUUUACUAUAAAUGACUUUUACUAUAGUAGGUUAGCCAAGUUUGUUUGACACGAUACACGCCAAGUAGAGUAAGCAUAAUGGCAAAACCUUUGCCUCAUCCCAAUGGGAAUUGUCCCUAGGGCUAGGGUUAUAGUAUUGUUCCUCUACAUGCAGUGUUUUCCCAACUUGGCAAGAUGGCGUCGAGAACUCCAAAAGGGCGCAUUCUUCCGGUACCGGAGUUUUUAGUAGUGCGUAUUCUUUAGUACAACUUUUAAUUUCAUGAUGUUAAAUAGCACCUUCGUUAUGGCUUCGUAUGCGUUAAAUUACACCUUGUCGGCUUGUGAUGGUACCGUUAUAUAUACACAGUCAAAAUACAAUACUGUCCCACUUUCGUUUCGAUCUAUUGUGAUUUCCUAUAAUAUGUUGUUUUUGUUGUAUUUUUCUG
Messenger RNA from Paramuricea clavata, 13160 nucleotides. The record is from the annotation of a GenBank genome assembly. Lineage: Eukaryota; Metazoa; Cnidaria; Anthozoa; Malacalcyonacea; Plexauridae.